This is a messenger RNA of Hypanus sabinus (Atlantic stingray), 5931 nucleotides long. RefSeq names its product pentatricopeptide repeat domain 3 (gene ptcd3). The transcript is spliced from 24 exons. The record is from RefSeq and is a predicted model, not a curated record. Gene Ontology annotation, cellular component: mitochondrion. Gene Ontology annotation, molecular function: protein binding; ribosomal small subunit binding; rRNA binding. Lineage: Eukaryota; Metazoa; Chordata; Chondrichthyes; Myliobatiformes; Dasyatidae. Gene Ontology annotation, biological process: mitochondrial translation. The coding region runs from base 18 to 2090 and encodes 690 amino acids.
GCGCGCAGAGGAGCAAGAUGGCGGCGUCCUGUGUUCGCGUGUGUCGGCGGCUGGUGGGGAGGAGCGGUGCCGUCCAGCGGCCGGGGGCACCGAGCAGCGGCGGUGGGCACCGGUAUUAUUCCACAAGUCCUUUUCUCUGCCAGUGCACUGCAGCAAGACAAACAGAUGGUGCAGAAGAAGUUGUCAUUCCAAGAAAAAAAACUUGGGAUAAGCUUGCAGUCCUUCAAGCUCUUGCAACCACAGUGAACAGAGACCCCACAGCUGCGCAUUACAGAUUCCAGGAUGACUCCUACCUUAUACCCAGGACAUCACCCGAACACCGUCUCUACUCCCUGUCGCAGGAGUCUGGGCGCAAUGCGGCCAGGUACAUCGUCAACACUUAUCCGAAACUUUUCCAGAAGGAUUUUGCUGAACCUUCGAUACCUUGUCUGAUGCCACAACAGUUGGAGCCCCUGAUAAGUGAAGUGACGGAGGAUGCCCUGAAAGAACACAUUCAGCUCAGGCGAGUGAAAGAAUCUGUUGAUCUGUAUGAUCAACUUGUGCAAGCAGGGACACCCGUAUCUCUCAAAAUGACAAAUACCUUGUUGGAUCUUAUUUGUGUUUACGGAGAUCAGGAGCCACCAAGAGAAAAUCAACUUGAGCCAGGAGCAACGGACAAUCAGAACGAGGUGAAGGAUGACUCUCAGAAGAGGUGGAGGGGCCGACCUCGCAAAGCUUCAGAUUUGCUCACUGUUACUUGGAGGGCGAACAAUAAUGCAGAGAGGAUAUUCAAUUUGAUGCCUGAAAGGAAUGAGCAUUCUUUUUAUACAAUAAUUCGAGGAAUGGUUAAGUAUGGUGCCUACACAAAGGCUGUCAACAUGUACACAGAUCUCUUAAAUAAUCGGAUGAAAGCGGAUGUUCAUACCUUCAAUGCACUCAUCACGGCAGUUCCAGAACUGAAGGAGGCAUAUAAUGAGAGAAUAGAUUUUCUUCUGGAACUGUUGAAGCAGAUGGCAGAACAAAAGGUGCAGCCAAACUUGUUAACUUUUAACUCUGCAUUGAAGUGCCUCCGAAAGUGCGGUUCACAUGCUAAAACCCUUUCCCUGCAGAUUAUUAAUGAAAUGAAGGCCUUAAAAAUUGAACCAAGUUUGGCCACCUUUGAUCAUUUACUAGGUAUAUUCUAUAAAAUUGCUGCUACAAACCAGCAACAAAAUGACUUUAUCGUCAUCCUGCUUCAUGAAAUGGAAGGGAAGCAUUUUGAAGCCAAAGAUCCUGAUGAUGUAAAUUUCUUCAACAGUGCGAUGAGAGUGUGCUUGGAAAUGAAAGACCUUGAACUGGCAUACAAAAUUCACAGAGUUCUUGAAACUGGAGACAACUGGAAGUUAUUGGGUGAUUCUUAUCAGCGAAGUAUUUAUUAUGGUCGGUUCUUUACCAUCUUGUGCAUGAUGGAGAGCAUCGAUGUGGUUCUCAAAUGGUACAAAGACCUCAUUCCCUCGCUAUACUAUCCUAAUGCGCAAGGUCUGAUGGAUCUGCUGCAGGCUUUGGACACUGAGAACCAAUUGCAGCUCAUUCCACACAUCUGGAAAGACAUUAAGCAGUUUGGUCACAGUAACAAGCAGGAUCUGGUGGAGGAAGUGUUGGAGCUGAUGUGUCGGGACAAGCACAGUCCAGAGUUGCAAUCUGCCUUUGCUGACACAGCGCUGGAUAUCAAGGCUGUCUAUAAGCAGAUCCAAAACUUACAGUGGACAGCCAAAUCUUUGGGAAGUGUGACAACCUUGAUUCUGAGAGGAGGUCGAACUCAAGAUGCUUGGAUGAUGCUGCCACUUUUUAAAGCAAACAACAGAGUACCCAGUAAAACACUACUUGAUGAGUUUCUGGACCAUGCCAAGGAGAGCAGCAACAAGGCUCUGGCUUUGGAUUUGGUGAAACUGGCUGGAACUUUCAGCCUGCCUGCCACGUCAGAGUUCUUGCACAGGGUGACCACUGAAUUUGAGCUGUCGGAGGAGGAAAGGAGAGCCCUAGAAGAGCUGGAUGGCAGCAGUAGCAAUAGCAGCAGCAGUGGCGAGAGCAGUGACAGUGGUAGCGAUAGUAGCGACAGUGAUCGCGAAUAACAUGCUUGAUCUGGAUACAUCAAAUGGCAUUCUUUCGUAUACAGAAUGGUUGACUGAGGGUUGGCCUUUGGGCUUAUUUGCUGCAAAACCAGCUUUGGAAAAUGACUGGAUAUUGUACAGAUGUGGCUGUAUUUAAAGAAAUAAAACAAAAAAACUCUAACAGAAGUGAUGGACAUUGUCCUUAUGGUGCUAAUGUGAUAAAUAGCCAAUGUAAAAUUGAUCAGUUGUUCUAAUCAUCCCUACAGUUUAAGGAAAUAUUAGUCUAAGGAUCAAAAAUAAGGAGAAAAGCUGCAGAUGCUGGAAAUCAGAGUAAUGCACACAAAAUGCUGGAGGGGCUCAGCAGACCAGGAUCAAUGGAAAAGAGUAAACUGUUAAUGUUUUGGGCCAAGACUCUUCAAGAACUGUUUACUCUUUUCCAUAGAUGCUGCCUGGCCUGCUGAGUUUUACAACCGUCAGGACUAAUGUCCUUGCAUUGGAGGACACUGAUGAUACACAGAAAUAUAAAUUUUAGUUGCCACUCUGCUACAACACUGAUAUCCAUCUAUCUAUAUAGCACAAAACUUCUGCUGUCUACAAGGCACAAGUCAGAAGCAUAAUGGAUUAUUUGUGAAUUAACUGGAAUUAAUACCACAGCUAUCUGGCUAACUGGAACUGUUCAUGAAACAUAAACAAACUGCAUCACAAGACCAAGCUCUGCCCCAGAACACCUUGAUCUUUUUAAACUCUGCAGAUGUUGUUGAUACUUGGACAUUAAUAGAGUAAGAUUAGCUGUAUUUGUCACACAUACAUUGUGAAAUAUGUUGUGUGCAUCAAUGACCAUAGUCCAAGCUGUGCUGGAGGCAACCUACAAGUGUCACCAUGCCCACAACUUACAAACCUUGAUGAAGGCUUUUGGCCUGAAACGUCCACUAUUCCUCGCCAUUAAUGGUGUAUGUCACCUUAAUUUGUAUGUCUUUGCAAUGUGGGAGGAACCUUGAACACCCAGCAGAAACCUACACAUCGAUGGGGAGAACUCAGACAGUGGCUAGAAUUGAACCCUCAUCUUACAGCUAGCACAACAUUUAAAAAUCAUUUAAAUAAACCUACAUAAUGAAAACUAAAAAUAAAAUUGUUUAAAUUAUAGAAAUUAAAGGGAGUAAACUCUUAUCAGUUAUUGAAAGGUUGUGAAUAAGAUAUCAAACAUUGAUUGCCUUUCUGUAUAAAGGCACUCAAGGUCCUAUUUAAAAAUUGAUUUACAAAGGAAAAUGGGAAAUGUAAAACUCGUUUCAAGAAAUAAAACAUUCGUGGUUCUUUCAAACAAUGGAUUUGAGGCUAUUAAAAAGUAACAAAAAUGACAUAACUCUUAAGACUUGGGCCUAAAAUAUUUUUUCCCCCAAAUACAUCUAUCAGGAUAUUUCUAAAUACAAAGGGGAUUAUUGCGAAAGGCAGCCAGUUUGUCACGUCCAUAUUAGAGCACAGGAGUCCAUUUGUUUCAGUGUCUCACUGGUAGGUUUCUGAAAUAGUUACCAGUUAACUACUGUAUCCCUGCAAUUUCUCUUCUCUUCCCUCCUUCCCUAGCCUUUUCAAGUCUUGCACUCUUAUCAAGCAAUAUGCCAGAUCAUAAAUCAUUUGUUGCCACCUUUGUGUCUUUUGUCAAUUAUGUCAAACUUGUGUCCUUUUGAUAUCCAACAGGAAGAUUUGUUUAGACCAUUUUAUCAAAACAUUGAAUUUGAUCAAGAUUCCCUGUAACCUGUUCCAAGUCUCCAGUCUCUCCAUAUAACUUAAAACUUUCAUGUGACACCUGUGGAAAUCUCUUCCGCAUCCCUCCUUGAGGGUCUUGAACUUAAGCCUAAUGAGUGAAUUUACUUAUAUUCCAGUUGAAUAGGAUCAGUUCAAAUGUGGAACAUGAAAAACCUAUCCAACUAUGACACCUUCUGUAUGAGGAGAAGGUACAUUACCUGGUUUUUAAAGCCCUAACAGCCACAUUGUGAUACUUCCGGCAUGUAAAGUGUCCCUUGUGCUUAAACAACCAUAAGUGAUAUUUAAAUAGGAAGGUUAAGGUUUAAUAAUCAUGUUUUUGUGAUCCAAGGACAUCUCAAAGUGCUUUGAGUGCAGAUUGUAACCUCAAUGUUGAUAAAGCCCUAAUUUCAUUAUCAGUGCAAUUUUCCCCAGUAAGAUGAAAGUGUAUUUGUCCACAUAGCUGAUGAAUUAACCAUCAAGGGAUGCCUGAACAUGUUUCUCACAUGUUCAGCCCACUAUGACUAAAGGCUUUCAGUGCUUAAAGUCUUCAAAUGACUGAUGUGGUUCAUUUCAGGAACUGAUUCUACUAUUACCUUAAGGAAAUAUUGCCCCAAACUUUAAUGUCAAUUUCUCUUUAUAUUGUGAUACUGAUCUUCAGUCUUAAUCUCUAUUGCAAGAAUUCAAUUUAAAAUGUUGCCGGACUACUUACAGAGUGAAGCUGUAAGUAAUCACAGAAAAAAAUUAGUUAAGCUAAUUGAGUUGUGCCAUAAAAACCUUGCAAGGAACUGAUUGUUGACUUAAAGGGGAAGUCAGGAGACUUCGUUGAAGGGUGACCAGCUUCAAGUUCUAGGGCAUUAGCAUACAAGGAUCUAUCCUAUGUCUAACAUUGAUGCAAUUACAAAUAAAACACAAGUGGCACUCUUUCAUUUGGAGUUUUAAGGGGAUUUGGUACAUCAUGAAAGAUACUUGGAAGUUUUUACAGAUGUAUGACGUAGAGCAUUUUAACUGCUGAGGGUUGUAGACUCAGCUAAUUCUAUCAUAUACACAACCCUCCCCACAAUUGGCUUCUUAAGGAGGCAGUGCCUCAAGAAUGCUGCAUUCAUGAUUAAAGACUCUCACCAUUAGGAGUAUGCCCCCUUCACAUUACUACCAUCAGAGGAAGGACUAGAGCCAGACAACCCAGGCUAAACAUUUCAGCAGCAACUUUUUUUUAUGCUUUUCUGUUGCAAUUUAUAGCAACUUUUAUGUUUUCCACUGUACUGCCACUGCAAACAAAUGACACAACAUUGUCAAUGAUAAUAAUCCUGAUUCUGAUUAAAGAAAACAUUGGAUAUAUAUCUGGAAUGUCUAGUGAGUGCUAUGGUUUCACUUAUUUUCAGUCCACUAAAUGUUAAUUUACCAUCAUUAACAAAAGGAAAUUUUACCUUCUUUAAACAAUGAGUUUCUCUCACAAGAAAAGGAAUUUCCAUAGUUGAAUGGAAGAAAAGUUGAAUUUUCCAUAUCUGGAAUUGCAUUUUAACCUGUAUUAUGCAAUGCAAAGGUGUAAAAGGUAUGAAACCGGACUGACUGUAAUGAACAUUUGGGUUAAUUAGAAAGUAACUAAGCUCAGAAAAAUAAAAUGUUAGGUGUAGUUGUAAGCACCUUUGAAGAGCUUGUUUAAAUGCUCUUAUUUAUGGCUCAAGAUUUUAAAGUUGAGAUCCUUAUUGAGAAACAUUACAAAGCAACAAAAAAUUUUUACAUUUUACUUUGAGUAUGUUUAUCAUCUCAGACCAUCUAAAACCCAAAGAGAUGCAUCUACACAGCGCAAAGUACUAAGUUGCAAGUCAAAACAAAUCAAAAGGUAACAAAACAAAUUACUCCAACCUAGUUGAUUCUUAAGAGCUCACUCAGAAUUUUGCUUCACUUAAAUUAGUUUGUUGUUUAUGCAAACAUCAACAUUACUGUUCCAUUCAGUGUUUAAUUCUGUUUUAUUGAUAUGCAUCUGAAAGGGGGAAGAAAAUCAACAUACAAUGAGCUGAAAUGAUUAUUUGGUUCAAAUACAAAGUCCAAUCCAUAAAACAAAUAUACCAAAUUACAGACACUUUCUCACCAUUUUACUUCAUUGAGCCAUUUACUGGAAUUA